CAUUGUGGCGUCAUCAGAAUGAGCUGUCAGCAUCAGGCUUCCGCGUUUUUUCUUCAAACUUCGCUCCUCCUCAUUAUUUGUGCAGUUGUACUUUUGAACACUGCGUUUGGAUCUCUGUCAUGGAGGAUAUGUUGUCAUUCUGUGAUGUGGCUAUGUACUUUUCAGCAGAGGAAUGGGAAUGCUUGGGUCCUGAUCAGUGGAAAUUGUACCGGGAUGUGAUGUUGGAAAAUUACAACAACCUUGUGUUCUUGGGUCUUGCUUCCUCUAAGCCAUACCUGGUCACAUUACUGGAACAAAUAAAAGACUCUUCAGAUAUGGAGAAACAAGAGGCCAUCACUGUGCACCCAGGGGCAAAAGGCUAUACGUGCAAAGAAUGUGGCAAAGCCUUUGAACACAAAAACGUGUAUCAGAAGCACCAGAGAACUCAUUUAAGAGUAAAGUCCUACAAGUGUGAAGAAUGUGGCAAGUCCUUCCAUUUUCCAUCAUUAUUUUCUGACCACAAAAGAAAUCAUACAGGAGAAAAACUCUACAAUUCUGAAAAUUGUGGCAAGAACUUCCAAUAUCCAUCAUUACUUUCUCAAAACAAGAUAGUUCAUACAGGAGAAAAACCUUACAAAUGUGAAGACUGUGGCAAGACCUUCCAUUAUCCAUCAAGACUUUCUGACCAUAAGAAAAUUCAUACAGGAGAGAAACCACACAAAUGUGUAGUAUGUGGCAAGGCCUUCAAUUAUCCAUCAAGACUUUCCAACCAUAAGAGAAUUCAUACAGGAGAAAAACCCUACAACUGUGAAGUUUGUGGCAAAGCUUUUCACGAUCCAUCAAAACUUUCCAGACAUAAGAAAACUCACACGGGAGAAAAACCAUACAAGUGUGAAGUAUGUGGCAAGGACUUCCAUUAUCCAUCAAGACUUUCUAAACACAAGAUAAUUCAUACAGAAGAAAAUCCCUACAAGUGUGAAGUAUGUGGCAAGGCCUUUGAUUAUCCAUCAAGGCUUUCCAACCAUAAGAAAAUUCAUACAGAAGAAAAACCAUACAAGUGUGAAAUAUGUGGGAAUGCCUUCUGUUUUUCAUCAUCACUUCGUAAACACAAGAUAAUUCACACAGGAGAGAAACCCUACAAGUGUGAAGUAUGUGGCAAGGCCUUUGGUUCUCCAUCAAGACUUUCCAAACAUAAGAAAAUUCAUACAGAAGAGAAACCAUACAAGUGUGAAGUAUGUGGAAAGGCCUUUCACUUUCCAUCAUUACUCUCGGUACACAAGAGAAUUCAUACGGGAGAAAAACCCUACAAGUGUGAGAUAUGUGGCAGGGCCUUCCACUGUCCAUCAAUAUUUUCUGUACACAAGAGAAUUCAUACUGGAGAAAAACCCUACAAAUGUGAAGUGUGUGGCCAGGCCUUCAAUAUUUCAUCAAAACUUUCUCAUCACAAGAGAAUUCAUACAAGAGAAAAACCCUACAAAUGUGAAGUUUGUGGCAAGGCCUUUCAUUAUCCAUCAAGACUUUCCAAACAUAAAAAAGUUCAUGCAGGAGGGAAUCCCUACAAUGGUGAAAUAUGUAGCAAGGGCUUCAGUUAUCCAUCAAGACUUUCCAAACAUAAGAAACUUAAUACAGAAGAGAAACUAUAGAAGUGUGAAAUAUGUAGCAAGGCCUUCCAAUAUCCAUCAUUACUUUCUAAACACAAAAUCAUUCAUACAGGAGAAACUGUACAAUGAUGAAGUCUGUGGAAAGGCCUUCCAUUCUCCAUCAAGACUUUCCAAACAUAAGGAAAUUUAUACAAAAGGAAAGCUAUACAAGGGUGAAGCACAUGGAAAGGCCUUACAUUAUUCAUCUUUACUUUCUAAACAUGAUCAUUCAAACAGGAGAGAAUACCUAACAUGGUGAAGAUUCCCCAAGCUCCAAGGAAAAAACCUGAUGGAGACUUCCAACCUGGGUGCUCUGACUAAUGUUUGGCUGUGGGUUUGUACCUCCAUUUUCCACCAGCUUUCAGAGAAAGUUACUCUAAUGAGUGGACUAGGCAUGUAUCUCUUAGAAUACUAUGAUGGUGAAUAGGUAUGGCCCUCAUAGACUCAUGUGAUUGAAUUCUUGUCUCAUAAAGAGUGACACUAUUAGGAGAUGUGGGCUUUUGGGUUUCCUUGUUGUAGGAUGUGUGUCAUUGUGGGAGUGGGCUUUGAAUUCUGUACUCAAGCUAUGCCUAGAAACAAAAACUCCUGUUCAGUUUUACCAAUGAGGACUCAGGAACCAGAUAUCAUUGUAAAGUCUGCUAGCUCAAAGAAUCAAAGAAUUCACCCAACUGACCUUACUACUCCACUGACAUCUCAGAUGGAAAAAGCUCUUUUGUUCCUUUUCCACCCUGUCUUAAAUACACUUCAAAAUUCUGUCUUUCUGUUUAUUUAUGUUCACUCCCUGCUAGCUUGUUGCUUGUUCUGUCUCUUCACCUAUGGUUGUAUUUAUUUGACUCUUGAAUUAAAGGUGUGUACUAGGGCUAAGCCACAAUACAAAAAGGGUUUUCUAGUUCACAAUCUUGGGGUUCAUAAUGUGAUAAAAUAUCCUGUAACAUUCCCACCUUUUAUCUAAAUAAAAGACUCUUUCUCUAACAUCAAUGAACUACAUAGUAUAUGGUAAGUAUUACGUUCAAAAUGACCAGUCCAUUUCUAUUUGCUAACUUUGAAGAACAUAGUAUGUCCUCUAUUAUUGUGAGUUCAACAUUCUGUAUCUAAAUAACAUUUUAUCAUAACUUCAUUUACCAACCUAAAAACAUAUUUUUGUGCCUUAAAACAUCAACUUAAGCUUAAUUAUGAGACUAUAGCUAACUGGUCUUUAACCCAUUAUAUACCUGAGAAGGGAAAUAUUUCCUGAAUAAACAGGAAGUGGAGAGCAAGCAGCUUCCAAACUAUAGAAAUGUUAGGGACAUCUGGCAGUCUCCAAAAAUUCCCCUGCAGCAUUGGACUAUUGGCCCAGAAUACCUUACAGAUUUCUCUGUGAACAAGAUAUAUAAAGGAUUUCUCUAUCUUGUCCUGGGAGAGUUCAGCAGUCUAAGUUGUGUCCUGCUUGUCCACAGUUUAGACAGUAUACGAUCAGCAGUUGAGCCAAUGGUAGCAUGCCACAUUUGCAGCAAACUCCAUUAGGAGGUCCUUGAUGCUCGUCAUCAUCUUCAAAGUAGUACAGGGGUGCUACCAGGAGUUGAUCUUUCUAAUUGUCAAAAAUUAAUAAAAUAUCUUUUAACGCCAUAUUCUACAGAUUUCUAAUGUUUCUGAAGACCAUCUAACAGUCUCAGUAUAUUUGAAUAAGUAAAUGUUGCUUAUCUUUAGCUGUUUACUAUCUCAUUGACAUAGAAAAUAUCUAUGAUUAACUGAACUAGUACCUAACAAAUCCACAAGUUUGAAUGACUUAAGAGGACUGAAUUAUCUAGAGUGGGGCCGACUCCAUGACAGGCUGCAAAUUGGCAAUUUGUGAUACUAGGACUACAUUUUUCUUUUCCAGAUUAGAACAUGGAAACCAGAACCUAUGAUCAUCCAACCACAGCCAUGAGCCAAUCUGAGGACACUUUGUCAUCUGGCCUGAAGUAAGCAUAGGUACUUAAAAUGAUUAAGCAAACCCCAUGGGAAGUCUCCGAAGCCUAACCAAUUGUAGAAUCAGUUACACCUGUAGAAAUAGAGCUAACCAAUCAAGGUUAAAGGGCACAGAACCCUUCCUGGAAUUCCUCUAACUGACAAUCAAAGCUGGGCCUGUGAGUCUACUAAGGGUCUCCAUUCCCAAAUGCAGAGACCCCUGCAUGUAGGAAAUUCUUCUGAAUAAAUGCUCUUUGCUUUUGCAUACUA
Rattus rattus (black rat) is the source of this 3815-nucleotide messenger RNA. Its product is annotated as zinc finger protein 728-like. Gene Ontology annotation, molecular function: DNA-binding transcription repressor activity, RNA polymerase II-specific. Bases 120 to 1622 code for a protein of 500 amino acids. The record is from RefSeq and is a predicted model, not a curated record. Gene Ontology annotation, biological process: negative regulation of transcription by RNA polymerase II. The transcript has 5 exons. NCBI's taxonomy places the organism in Eukaryota, Metazoa, Chordata, Mammalia, Rodentia, Muridae.